This is a messenger RNA of Helianthus annuus (common sunflower), 1542 nucleotides long. Its product is annotated as UDP-D-apiose/UDP-D-xylose synthase 2. Bases 67 to 1236 code for a protein of 389 amino acids. The record is from RefSeq and is a predicted model, not a curated record. Gene Ontology annotation, molecular function: carboxy-lyase activity. The transcript has 9 exons. NCBI's taxonomy places the organism in Eukaryota, Viridiplantae, Streptophyta, Magnoliopsida, Asterales, Asteraceae.
GCUCAAAUCCAGUUGACACUCAAAUUGAAUAUCAACACACACACACACACACUCGUUAGAUACAGGAUGACGUCAUCACCACCGCGGCUAGAUCUGGACGGAAAUCCGAUCAAUCCGUUAACAAUUUGCAUGAUCGGCGCCGGAGGAUUCAUCGGCUCACAUUUGUGCGAGAAACUGAUGCCAGAAACGAAUCACACUGUGCUAGCAGUUGAUGUUUAUAGUGAUAAGAUCAAGCAUCUUCUCGAACCGGACUCUGUUCCGUGGUCAGGACGCAUUCAGUUCCACCGGAUUAAUAUUAAGAACGAUUCGAGGCUCGAAGGACUUAUUAAAUGCUCCGAUCUGACGGUAAACCUAGCUGCGAUCUGCACACCAGCGGAUUACAAUACCCGUCCUCUUGACACGAUUUACAGCAAUUUCAUCGAUGCGCUCCCCGUGGUUAAGUACUGCUCGGAGAAUAACAAGCGUCUCAUUCACUUUUCCACUUGUGAAGUGUAUGGGAAAACUAUCGGUAGCUUUCUUCCACCUGAUAGCCCCCUUCGACAGGAUCCUGCUUAUUACAUUCUUAAAGAAGAUACUUCCCCUUGCAUUUUUGGUUCAAUUGAGAAACAAAGGUGGUCUUACGCAUGUGCGAAACAGUUAAUUGAGAGGCUCAUCUACGCCGAGGGUGCGGAGAACGGUCUAGAGUUCACCAUCGUAAGGCCUUUCAACUGGAUUGGCCCGAGAAUGGAUUUCAUUCCGGGGAUCGAUGGUCCUAGUGAAGGUGUUCCGAGGGUUCUUGCUUGCUUUAGCAAUAAUCUACUCAGGCGUGAACCUCUGAAGCUUGUGGAUGGUGGUGAAUCACAGAGAACUUUUGUCUAUAUUAAGGAUGCUAUUGAAGCUGUUCAUUUGAUGAUUGAAAAUCCCGCUAGAGCUAAUGGUCACAUCUUCAAUGUGGGUAACCCUAACAACGAAGUUACCGUUAGACAGCUUGCUGAAAUGAUGACCAAGGUAUAUGCAAAGGUAAGUGGAGAAGAUUCGAUAGAGACUCCAACCAUUGACGUAAGUUCCAAAGAAUUUUACGGCGAAGGUUAUGAUGACAGUGACAAGAGAAUUCCAGACAUGACCAUCAUAAACAAACAAUUAGGGUGGAAUCCAAAGACAUCACUAUGGGACUUGCUAGAAUCCACACUAACAUACCAACACCGCACAUACGCUGAAGCGGUCAGGCAAUCCAUUGCAAAACCAGUAGCCAGUUGAAAGUGUGAAAACAAGGUUCCUUUUGAAUGUUUUAAAGCUGUAUGUGCAAUAUUGGUUCAUUUUGUUGUUUGUGUUUCCAUGUCUAAAAGUAGUUGAUACUUGAUAGUUGCUAGGAGACUUGCACCUGUAAUGUGUAGCAAUAAAAAGGGAGUCUCCUUUUAUCAUGAGUUUUCCACCACCAAAGAAUUGGCUUUCGAGCUCGGUUUUGCUUUUCGUUUGUUAUCUUUCGCUAGCUCGGCAGCAUUUUAAUAAAUUAUUGUUGUAUGUGUAAUUUAUGGUAUGAAUGUCAAGAAAUUGGUUAUGGCA